ACAGUUCCCGCCGCGGAACUUGUCCGGUGGCAGUUGCAUGAGUGGGGUGACCCCGUGGCUGGAGGGGCUCGGGAGUGAUGGAAACAAUUUGGAUCUACCAGUUCCGCCUCAUCGUGAUCGGGGACUCCACCGUUGGCAAGUCGUGCCUCCUGCACCGCUUCACCCAGGGCCGCUUCCCUGGGCUGCGUUCCCCCGCCUGCGACCCUACAGUCGGAGUGGACUUCUUCUCUCGCCUGCUGGAGAUCGAGCCGGGCAAGAGGAUCAAGCUGCAGCUCUGGGACACGGCGGGGCAGGAGCGCUUCAGAUCAAUAACUCGAUCUUAUUACCGAAACUCAGUUGGUGGAUUUUUAGUAUUUGACAUUACUAACCGACAAUCUUUUGAACAUGUGAAAGAUUGGCUGGAAGAAGCAAAAAUGUACGUACAACCAUUUCGGAUUGUAUUUCUGCUAGUGGGACACAAAUGUGAUUUAGCUUCACAACGUCAAGUUACAAGGGAAGAAGCUGAAAAACUGUCAGCAGACUGUGGCAUGAAGUAUAUAGAAACCUCAGCAAAAGAUGCUACAAAUGUUGAGGAAUCCUUCACUAUCUUGACAAGAGACAUAUAUGAACUUAUCAAAAGGGGAGAGAUUUGUAUUCAGGAUGGCUGGGAAGGAGUUAAAAGUGGUUUUGUUCCGAAUACUGUGCAUUCUUCUGAGGAAGCAGUGAAGCCCAGGAAAGAGUGCUUCUGCUGAGUUCAAACAUGCCAAAGAACUAACAGCAACAGAUCAGAUAUCGUUUCAGGAUGAAUAUCAACAUCAACAGGAAAAUGAUGCAAUGAAAGCAUUAAAAAAAAGUGAGAAACCCAUGUGAACACUAUUUUGUAAGGUGUCUGUUUGAUUCAGAGCACUAUGCUUACUUGUUACACUACAAAAUUGGGUAUUUUGCUAAAAUAUCAGGCAAGGCAGACAACUUUUUCUUUAAACUACCAAAUUACUGCCAUUCUCUCACUUUGUUAGCUUAUAGCCAAACUUAAUGCCCAAAUAUGUCAAUAUUACUCAUUUUUCUAGACAAUUUGAAAUGGUUUUUUUGUGUGUGUGCAUACAUAGUUUGACUGAAAAGAUUUUAUCAGGAAUCACACUCUCUUGGGUUAAUUUAUUAGUAUUGAAUAGUAAAGGGGACUUAGAGCCAUUCACUUACUGACAAAACAAUCUCGGAGGUAUCAACCAGACUAAAAAUAGUUCCUUGUUUAAGGUGCCAGGUUUUUAACCAUUCUCUGGAGUUUUUAUUCCCUUAAUUUUGCCUGAACAUAAGAAAAUAAGUUUUAUACUCAUUUUUGUUCUCUGAUUUAUUGCUCCCGAAAAGUUUAUGUUUUAUGAAGCUAUUCUAAGGAUUCAGAUUAUUUUAUUGCAAAUAUUUAAAAUAAAAACAAAGGACC
Molossus molossus (Pallas's mastiff bat) is the source of this 1414-nucleotide messenger RNA. RefSeq names its product RAB39A, member RAS oncogene family (gene RAB39A). The record is from RefSeq and is a predicted model, not a curated record. Gene Ontology annotation, cellular component: Golgi membrane. Gene Ontology annotation, molecular function: GTPase activity; GTP binding. NCBI's taxonomy places the organism in Eukaryota, Metazoa, Chordata, Mammalia, Chiroptera, Molossidae. The transcript has 2 exons. Gene Ontology annotation, biological process: Rab protein signal transduction. The coding region runs from base 78 to 731 and encodes 217 amino acids.